Molecule: messenger RNA, 866 nt
Organism: Paramecium sonneborni
Lineage: Eukaryota; Ciliophora; Oligohymenophorea; Peniculida; Parameciidae
Source: the annotation of a GenBank genome assembly
UUUAAUAAAAGCAUGGCAACAUUUUAAGAGAGGUUUAAAGGGAAAACAACAGUGAUGGGCAGAAAUGGAUUAGAAUCAGUUUUGAAUACAUGUUAAUAACCCAUCAAAAAAGAAGUUGAUUGUAUGAUUAUCAAAUAAUCAAGAUCAAAAUAAACCACCUCUAAUGUAUUAGGCUUUAUAGUAAUAAAUAAACACUUAAAUAUCUCCAAUAAAAAUAUAAUAUAACAAGCAUUCCAAUAAUUAAAUGUUAUAUAAACAUCAUCCAUAUAUUGGAGAACAAUAAAUAUAAGAUUCUCUAUAAUAUUUAAAUCAAUAAUAAUACUUUUAGCCAAUAGAAAAUUAUUAAGUAUCAACAGAACCAUAAAAAAAAGAAGAAAAUCGAUCAAAAUCAGCAAAAUAGUAAUUAGAUUCAGCAGAUGAAUCAUAACGUUAUAAACCUUAUACUUUGAAGGAUUAUGAAACAAUGAAGCGGACAGCAAAUGCAAAAUUAGGAGGAUUAGGUCCUAAUUUAAGUGGAGAUGAAUGGACAAAAGAAAAAGAAAAAGUAUUAAAACGUCAAGAAUUUGCAGAAUAAGUGAGAUAAUUUAAUUCAACAAAUAUUAUAACUACAAGAAUAAAAGAACCUAAGUAAUCUGAACCUAAUGCAAGGUAAUAUAUUUUUAAAAUUUAGAACAAAAGCAAUGGAUUUUGCUAGAAAUAUUCCUAAACCAUAAUAACCAAGAAAAAGAGAAGAAUAAAUAGUAAAAAGUGUACCAAAUAAACCUUCAGAAAAGAAUAAUAUAAGUAGAGAUCCUUUUGAUGAUGAAAUAGCUCGUCUUGAGAAAGAACACUUAAAAUAUUUAAACUAAUUAGAUAAAAUGAAAUGA